This is a messenger RNA of Daldinia childiae, 1692 nucleotides long. RefSeq names its product 2-methylcitrate dehydratase. Lineage: Eukaryota; Fungi; Ascomycota; Sordariomycetes; Xylariales; Hypoxylaceae. Gene Ontology annotation, cellular component: mitochondrion. Bases 1 to 1692 code for a protein of 563 amino acids. Gene Ontology annotation, molecular function: 2 iron, 2 sulfur cluster binding; 2-methylcitrate dehydratase activity. The record is from RefSeq and is a predicted model, not a curated record. The transcript is spliced from 3 exons.
AUGUCUUCAGUUAAUCGUAGUCUCCUAUCAGCCUCCCGCUCGUUACGUUUACAACCAAGAACCAUCUUGCAAAGAACAUCACCAUUAAGUGUAUCCUCGCGUGCAACAACAGCGAAACUUGGAGCUACGAUACGAUUAAACCACCCCGCCUACACCCGCUCUCCUGCUUCGUCUUCCCCAUUCUCAACAACUACCACGCAACGAUCCGCUCCCGCCAUGCCUCAAGAAGGAAGAGAAUACGAUCCUGAGAUCAAGGAUAUUGCCAAUUACGUGACUAAGCCGAUUGACUCUGAAUUAGCUUUUGACACCGCACGAUGGGUUUUCCUUGAUACUCUAGGUUGUGGACUUGAGGGUCUACGAUUUAAGGAAUGCGCUAAGCUACUUGGCCCAGUUGUCCCAGGAACUGUCGUCCCCAACGGUACUAGGGUCCCUGGUACCGACUUCGUUCUCGACCCCGUCAAUGGUGCCUUCAACAUCGGUGCUACGAUCCGAUGGCUUGAUUACAAUGAUUGCUGGUUAGCCGCAGAAUGGGGCCACCCCUCAGACAACUUGGGCGCUAUCCUGGCCGUUGCCGACUGGGUUAACCGCACCAACAAAGCUGGCGGCAACCUAGCCGGAGGCAAGAUCUUUACCGUUAAGGACGUUCUCGAGGGCAUGAUCAAGGCGCAUGAGAUCCAGGGUUGUCUGGCACUACUUAACUCGUAUAACAAAGUCGGUCUUGACCAUGUUGUGCUCGUUAAAGUUGCCAGUACCGCGGUUGUAUCCCACAUGCUCGGAUUGAGCGAGAAGCAAAUCGCCGACGCCGUUACCCAGGCUUGGGUUGACGGACAGAGCCUGCGAACCUAUCGACACUCUCCGAACACCAUGUCCCGAAAGUCAUGGGCUGCCGGCGAUGCUUGUCAAAGAGCCGUCAACCUUGCGUUGAAGGUCGCGAAGGGCGAGCCCGGUAUUCCUACUGUAUUAUCUGCGCCUGUGUGGGGUUUCUACGACGUCCUGUUCAAGGGCAACAAGUUCGAGUUCCAGCGUCCUUACGGCAGCUACGUGAUGGAGAACGUUCUAUUCAAGGUCUCGUAUCCAGCCGAAUUCCACUCGCAGACUGCGGUAGAGGCUUCCCAGAAGAUUCACAACAAGCUGAAGGACUUAGGUAAGUCUGCAGCUGAUAUUAAGGGUAUUACCUGUAGGACACAUGAGGCUUGCAUCCGGAUCAUCGACAAGCAAUUCAAGCCGAUGGACAACUUUGCGGACCGCGACCACUGUAUCCAGUACAUGUGCUCGGUUAUGCUCGUAUUCGGGCGCUUGGAGGCGACCGACUACACUGACGGCGGCGAGGCGGCGACGUCCCCGUUAGUUGAGUCGCUCCGCCAGAAGAUCAAGUGUGUCGAGGACCCGCAGUUUACCAAGGACUACCACGACCCGGAGCUACGUACUAUCUCUAACGCCCUGACGGUCGAGCUGAACGAUGGUACGAUCCUGGAUGAGGUUGUUGUUGAGGCUCCUCUAGGACACCGCCUAAGAAGAGAAGAAGCCAAGCCGCACAUUCUAGCCAAGUACAAGCGACACCUAGGACCACAUUUCUCUGAGUCGCAAGUUAAGGAGCUUAUCGAUCUAGGGAUGAAUGGCAAGAAAUUAGAGACUACGGCUGUGGACGAAUAUGUUGACAAAUAUGUUGUGAAGAACAGCCCUUUUGUCUAG